UGGUGUGGAGAAUUACACAGGCUACUUAUAUUUGUCUUUUCACUAAUUUUCGAUACGUCCGUUAAUUUUAGAUUUCUCGACAUAUACCAAGAUCUCUCGAUAUAUGAGAGAUUAUUGUCUUCCUAGGUUUUGUAAUUUUCUCCUUGCAACAUAAAAAAUAUUCAAUUGUUGCUAUGGACAUGGUCGAUGCAAAUUCGACUGGCGGCCUUUCAAUCCCAGGAUCUGCCCAACGGCGCAAGAAAGCUUAUAGCGUAUCCCUACAUGAAAAUAGUUUUGACAUCUCUGAAGUACCUUGUGUACAAGAAGUUGCCUCCUCAAAUGAUGGUGGUACUUUAACACCUGUUGCUGACAAAUGCUUUAAUUGUGGACAACAUAUACCACCAAGUGCCUGCAAGGAGAAUGAUGUGAGACAAAGCAGAGCUCCCAUAACCAAUCACAGUCCAAUCAGUCAAAAUAUCAAAAGAAACCCUGUGACUGAACUACAACCAGUUGCUACUUCACAUUUAGAAUAUGAGUCAUGUGCGUCCAGUGGGGAAACUCCUCUGUUGGAUCACUGCCAUAAGGCAAGAGUGUCAACUGUAGAUUCAAAGGCUAAGAAAAAGCUUAUAAUAGCAAGUGUUCUAUGUUUGGUCUUCAUGGUAGGAGAAGUUGUAGGAGGUUACCUUGCAAAUAGCUUGGCAAUAGCCACAGAUGCAGCUCACCUUCUAACAGAUUUUGCUUCAUUCAUGAUAUCAUUGUUUAGUUUGUGGCUUGCGUCUAGACCUCCAACUAAGCGCAUGAGCUUUGGUUGGCACCGCGCAGAGGUUAUUGGAGCGCUGACAUCGGUUCUGAUGAUAUGGGUUGUAACAGGGAUCCUAGUUUACUUGGCUAUUCAAAGACUUGUUAACAAAGACUUCGAUAUCGAGGCCAAAAUCAUGUUAAUAACAUCGGGCCUAGGAGUAGCCGUUAACUUAGUAAUGGGUUGCACGCUCCACCAGCAUGGACAUAGUCAUGGAGGCAACAACAACCAGCAUAGCCACUCAGCCCAUAGCGAUGACACCGAAAGCCAACCUUUACUCAGCCAUAGCCAUGGUGGGCACACGCAUGAUGAUGUGGAGAAUAUCAAUGUCCGAGCAGCCUUUAUCCACGUUGUUGGAGAUUUUGUUCAAAGUCUUGGAGUUUUCAUAGCCGCCAUCAUAAUUUUUUUUAAGCCGGAGUGGGCAAUAAUUGACCCUAUCUGCACAUUUUUAUUUAGCAUCUUAGUUCUAUUCACAACGAUCACAAUCUUAAAAGAUGCGUUAACCGUAUUGAUGGAGGGUUUACCACGCGGACUAGAUUUUAAUAGAGUGCAGGAAACAUUUUUGUUGAUAGAUGGUGUGAUUCGUGUACACAAUCUUCGCAUAUGGGCACUCACAAUGGACAAAGUUGCAUUAGCUGCGCAUUUGGCUAUUCGUCCUGGCGCACGGACACAAGAAGUGUUGUUGCAAGCAUCGCGAUUGGUGCGUUCUCAAUUUGAUGUCUACGAGAUGACCCUGCAAAUUGAAGAAUUUGAAGCUGGGAUGGAAGAUUGUGUCCAAUGCCAAGACCCUUUAGAUUAAACACCGUAUUUUGAAUGAUGUUACGAAAUUUUUUCUCAAAUUGGCAAUUCAAGCUCAACAAUUUCAACGUGUAAAGAACCCUAUAACUCCGUCACUGAGUCGGCCUUAAAGAUCUUUGAAAGACUACGCAUUAGACAUGGCCGUGUGUCCAGUGUUGUCCUUUUUUCUCA
Molecule: messenger RNA, 1747 nt
Organism: Daphnia carinata
Lineage: Eukaryota; Metazoa; Arthropoda; Branchiopoda; Diplostraca; Daphniidae
Product: proton-coupled zinc antiporter SLC30A2-like
Exons: 11
Coding region: 174-1577 (467 amino acids)
Biological process (GO): zinc ion transmembrane transport; response to zinc ion
Cellular component (GO): plasma membrane
Molecular function (GO): zinc ion transmembrane transporter activity
Source: RefSeq, a predicted model, not a curated record